AGCUCCUCCGCUCACAUCCGCUCGACUCGCUAUUUGUGUUGGAAAAAGGACUUUGUGAAACUGCAGCGAUGUCAGUCCAGGUUGUGGCAGCGAAAAUGGCAGAGGUCGAACUCAAAGACGUCCCCAUCGGCAAAGACUUGCCGGCUGGUUCCCCGAUGACACCGACCUCGGAGGGCAAGAUCCUCGCCAGAAACGACCCGCACGAGGCCGGUUCCUCUGCCGCUGCUUCCCCUACAGCGGAGCCCUCCGCGAAAGCCGGGGAAGGCAGCCUGGGUUUGCUCACCCCGAACCCCACGAAGAUGCCGCAAGCGUCGGCUAUGAAGCGGUCGGACCCGCAGCAGAACGGCGGAGAGGCUUUUGUCAACCGUGACGGUACAGUUGCCGAAGCACCGCGGAUGAAAAAGAUCCAGUUUGCGGACCAGAAACAGGAGUUCAACAAGCGUCCCUCCAAGAUUGGCCGGCGCUCUCUGUCCCGCUCCAUCUCCCAGUCCUCCACAGACAGCUACAGCUCAGCGGCGUCAUACACGGACAGCUCUGACGAUGAGACAUCUCCUCGGGACAAACAGCAGAAGAACUCCAAAGGCAACGGAGACUUCUGCAUCAAAAAUAUCAAACAGGCCGACUUUGGACGCAGAGAGAUCGAGAUUGCCGAGCAAGAGAUGCCAGCCCUGAUGGCUCUGAGGAAGCGAGCCCAGGGGGAGAAACCCCUCGCCGGUGCCAAGGUGGUGGGCUGCACCCACAUCACCGCCCAGACUGCUGUGCUGAUGGAGACUCUGUCAGCUUUGGGGGCUCAGUGCAGAUGGGCAGCCUGCAACAUCUACUCCACCCAGAAUGAAGUGGCAGCUGCCCUGGCAGAGGGAGGUUUCAGUGUAUUUGCAUGGAAGGGUGAGUCAGAGGACGACUUCUGGUGGUGCAUCGAUCGCUGUGUCAACGUGGAAGGCUGGCAACCCAACAUGAUCUUGGAUGAUGGUGGAGACCUGACUCACUGGAUCUAUAAAAAAUACCCCAACAUGUUCAAGAAGAUCAAGGGCAUUGUAGAGGAGAGUGUCACCGGUGUGCACAGGUUGUACCAGCUGUCCAAGGCAGGAAAGCUGUGUGUUCCAGCCAUGAACGUCAACGACUCUGUGACGAAGCAGAAGUUUGACAACCUCUACUGCUGCAGGGAGUCCAUCUUAGACGGCCUGAAGAGGACCACUGAUGUGAUGUUUGGAGGCAAACAGGUGGUGGUGUGUGGAUACGGAGAGGUGGGAAAAGGCUGCUGUGCUGCCCUCAAAGCAAUGGGCUCCAUCGUCUACGUCACAGAGAUCGACCCCAUCUGUGCCUUGCAGGCGUGCAUGGAUGGCUUUAGGCUGGUGAAACUGAACGAAGUCAUCAGACAAGUGGACAUCGUCAUCACCUGCACAGGCAAUAAGAACGUGGUGGUGAGAGAGUACCUCGACCGCAUGAAGAAUGGAUGCAUUGUCUGCAACAUGGGACACUCCAAUACUGAGAUCGAUGUGGCAAGCCUGCGGACUCCUGAACUGACCUGGGAGAGAGUGCGCUCUCAGGUGGACCACGUCAUCUGGCCUGAUGGCAAGAGGAUAGUGCUGCUGGCUGAGGGUCGCCUGCUGAAUCUCAGCUGUUCCACUGUGCCCACUUUUGUGCUCUCCAUCACCGCCACCACCCAGGCUCUGGCUCUGAUAGAGCUGUACAAUGCCCCAGAGGGCCGCUACAAACAGGAUGUUUACCUGCUGCCCAAGAAGAUGGAUGAGUAUGUGGCCAGCCUACAUCUCCCUACGUUUGACGCACAUCUUACAGAGCUGACUGAUGAGCAGGCCAAGUAUCUGGGCUUGAACAAGAACGGGCCCUUUAAACCAAACUACUAUAGGUAUUAAACCAGUGUUGGGGUUGGAUGAAGAAAUACAAAUACAAUACAUGAAUCGCACAGAUUCAUAGAGGGAGAGGAGGAGGACAGAGGAAAGGAUGGACAGAAUAGUCAACACGCCUGCUUUAUAUUCGGAGGGGGGCUCUGACCAAGCCUGGGGGGUGGGGGUGGGGGCUUACCCUGCGCUUAUGGCAGUCGUUUUAUUUAUUCAUGCUCGACAAUAAUAAUGAUAACAUUAACUCUAACUCUGCCAUUCGCCACUAGCUAGCUCCCCGGCAUCUUUUUCUGGAAGAUGUUUUACUUCCCUUCUACUUGUCAUUUCACCAUCAUAAUCUCUUUCUCUUUAGGCGCUUAUUUGUGUGUCAAGUUGUAUGUACAUUCUCCAUCCUCCCUUCACUUUGCCAGAUCUUUUAUUGUUUAACUAUUAAAGAUGAAAUUAUUGAUGCUAAAAAGAUAUAUACUAUAUAAAACAAAAAACUUGAUUUAAAAAAAAAAAAUCUGUGUGAAUGGAGAUGACCUUUUGAAGAUUUAGUGACAGACAUUUUGUUCCUGUCCUUUUUUUUGUUGUCUUUUCUUUUCUACUUGUGAUCAUGUUUUUUGUUUUUCUCUUGUGUAAUAUUGCGAGGGUGGGGUUAGACCUAGUGGGAUGGGGUUAGGCGGGAUCUCAGGGUCCAAUCAUCAUGUCUUUUAUUUGAUUGUGUCAUUGCGAUUCACCGUUGUCUGUUUUUAAACAUUUUUUUAUGCAUUCUGUCCCUUCGGAUCAGCCUGUAGUUUGUAAUUUUUUUAAGUAUGACUGGAUGGUGACCGGUUCUUCCCACCUGUCACUCAAAGCCACAGUGAAACCAUCUCAUUGGCUGCUUUUUUCUCGGCUUCCAGCUGCUCACAAGACGCCAGUGUUGAAAUAAUGAAAAGUAUUUCAAGCUAGUGAGAGCUAACCUUUUCAUUUGGUCUUUUCCUUUACCAAGAAUGACUAUACAAGCAUGGCAGGUUGUCGAAUCAUUACAAGGGGUAUACUGUAUAUUUAGAUAUUUAUAUUGAAAUUAAGAUUUUUCUAUCUUUUCCUCUCCUGCGCCCUCUGAUAUCAUUACUUUUGGAAAAAAAAUCAACAUAUGUCAUAAAGAUAAGCAAUUAAAUGUUCUAAUGAUAAGUGUAAUAAAUGUACUAAACCCUCAUUUUGAAUACUGUGACAGAAAAUAUCUACAGAGAUACCAAAUGUGCAGCAAUUUGAUGCCAGGUACUUAAGCAGAUGUGUUCAAUCAGGUCCUCAUUGAAAAGUAUGGUGCUGUUAAGAUUUACUGUACUUACCAUACACACCACAACUCUUUGGUACUCACAGAUAUAGUCAAGGGGUUCAGCUUAAAAAAUACAGUCUGGGAUCUGAAUUCCACCAUGAUUUAUUUUCUUUCCAUCCAAGAAACACAUUUACCUUUCAUGGGGUUUUUCACCUUUUUUAAAGAUUUCCAAACAUGGCGUGCUAUCGAUAUUUUUUAGUUUCUUCUUCCCCACCUGAAAGGCUUAGAUUCUACCGGGAUAAUGAGCUGCACAGUCGUCAACCUCGGCAGCUCGUCCCCAGCUGACCCGACGGUGAAAAUUAGAAAGUCCUGACAGUCAUUUCACCUGACAGCCAAGUGCAGUCCCGCCGCUAUGCCGGCUCUGCACCUGAUCCAAUCAGAUUCUCUGUUAACCUGCUGAUAGAUGCUGCCAGCUCUACUCUCACAGAGAGGGAUCAAAGGCUUAAACACACACAUACAGUAGCUCAUUAUCCAGGUCUGAAAAUUUACUGUACUUUAUAUGGAAAAUAAAUGUGAUCAUUUUAUAGCUUUUGAACAGGAGGAGCACAAAAAGCUUUGUUUACCAGUUGAAUAAAUACAAAUAUGCCUACGUAUUUCAUGCAAUUUUGUUUUUGUGUGACAUUUUGAGUAAUCUCAUCACUGUACAUAAUAUUUAAUGCCAGCCAAAGUCUUUAAAGGAAUAGUUCGACAUUUUGGGAUAUGCCCUUAUUUGCUUUCUUGCAGAGAUUUGAGAAAACCACUCAUGCUGAUACGAUAAAUAUGUUGCUGAAGCCAGCUACCAGUUAGCUUAGUUAGCGUAAAGGUAAAAAGGUAACAAAAUCCAAGUACCAGCACCUCUAAAGCAAAUGAAACAAAACAGACGUAACAUGUCAAUUAGUGAGCUUUAAAGGUGCUUGUAGGUGGAUUUUGUUACCUUUGGAGAGAGCCAGGCUAGCUAUUUUCCUCUGCUUCCAGUCUUUAUGCUAAGCGAAGCUAACCAGUGGUUGGCCCCAUCUACAUAUUUACUGCAUAGACAUGAGUGGUAUUGAUCUUCUCAUCUAACUCUCGACAAGAAAGCGAAUAUAAGGAUAUUUCCCAAAAUGUCCUUCCUGAUAAAUUUGGUAAAAACACAUUAGUCUAAAGAAAUUGACAUUUUAAAGCUGUGUAGGAACCUCUCCGAUAAACCUAUAGUGUACGCCUAUAUGCCGCCAUGUAAUGACAAGAUCCUACACUGUGUCAUAGCCCAUGCAACCUCAAUGUUGCAUAUUUCCCUGCCAAUGUGUGUGCAUUUCUGUCUCCUUGUGCUGUUGAGAAUCCCCUCUUAUAGAAGUGUGACCUGUUGUCAGUGUAGUUAUUUUCCCCCUUUUGUAAGUGUGAAUGUGUGUUUAAAGAAUAUAUGACCUCUUGAGAGAAAGCUGACGUGAUUAUAGAUGAUGACGACGUGUGUGUGUGUGUGUGUGUGUGUGUGUGCCUACAUGUCUUUCUGUGUUUGUACACAUCCUUUUUUUGUAGGCAAUGGUUGCUUCGUUAACAGCUGCCUCAGGAUCCUAGCCUGUGCGUUAGGGGGAGAAACCUUUUAUUUUUUAUUUUAUUUUUUUUUUUGUCAGCUGUAAGUUGACCAACACAUGGGUGGGCGGGGGAUGACACCAGCAUCGUAUAUGUAUAUACAUACUAUAUACAGAUAUGACAACCUUUAAAAGUAUAGGAAGGUAAAAGAAGAAUCCACUCCUGUAUUUAUUGUUGUAAAUCCUCAUGCAGUGCAAACUGGCAAAAUUCUCAAACAUGUUUUAAGUUGUCUAAUAAAGAAAAAAAACCCUAUGUUUAAAUAUUGCAAGUGAUAAUGGUAGAUGAUGAGCAAUAAUAAAAAAAAAAAUCUGUAAUCUUAAUGAAUAAAGAUGUAAAAAAUUGUAA
Siniperca chuatsi (mandarin fish) is the source of this 5046-nucleotide messenger RNA. RefSeq names its product adenosylhomocysteinase like 2b (gene ahcyl2b). Gene Ontology annotation, cellular component: cytosol. The transcript is spliced from 17 exons. The coding region runs from base 69 to 1874 and encodes 601 amino acids. Lineage: Eukaryota; Metazoa; Chordata; Actinopteri; Centrarchiformes; Sinipercidae. The record is from RefSeq and is a predicted model, not a curated record. Gene Ontology annotation, biological process: L-methionine cycle.